GGCCUCAUGACAACAUCCCUUGUCCAAUACAAUGGCGCAGAGCCGGGGGGGAUGUGGUGGUGGUGGUUGUUGUUGUUGUUGUUGUUUUGCCGUGGCGUAUCGCAGACAAGGUGGCCCGGCUGCGGAGGAGCUGAUCUCUCAGUGGCAGCCCUUUUGGUCGAGGCCCUCUUUCAGCCCCUCCCCAGAGUAAUGACAGGCCUGCCUCGUGGCAUCUGUAGCGAGGUUGGACGUCUGAAACCGGCAAGCCGUGGCUGAACCUUGAAAUGAAGUCAGGGAGAGGCUAUGUCUUUACAACCAAGCCGACCCUGCCUGUUUCCCCCACUACGGCUCAACCCCCACCGUUGGGAAAACUGGCGAUGGAUGCGGU
Molecule: messenger RNA, 367 nt
Organism: Chaetomium fimeti
Lineage: Eukaryota; Fungi; Ascomycota; Sordariomycetes; Sordariales; Chaetomiaceae
Exons: 1
Coding region: 7-255 (82 amino acids)
Source: RefSeq, a predicted model, not a curated record